Messenger RNA from Anthostomella pinea, 885 nucleotides. NCBI's taxonomy places the organism in Eukaryota, Fungi, Ascomycota, Sordariomycetes, Xylariales, Xylariaceae. The record is from the annotation of a GenBank genome assembly.
AUGUUGAUCACGGAACCCGACGGGCGAAACGGGCACGUCAGCCUUCUCAUUCUAGGAGCCGGCUGGACGUCCACCUUCCUCAUCCCGCUGCUUGAGCGUGAGAAGAUCAAGCACGCCGCCACGACGACAGACGGCCGCGAUGGAACCAUCCCCUUCAAGUUCGAUCCCGGCUCGGACGACCCGUCGCAGUUUGACGCACUGCCCGACGCCAAAACGGUCCUCAUCACGUUCCCGCUGAAGGGCACCGGGCCGGCCGCCCAGCUGGUCAAGAUGUACUCGGCGUCGCAUCAAGGCGGCAACAAGCCCAACUUCAUCCAGCUGGGCGUGACCAGCGUGUGGACGGCGCUCACGUGGCAAGACGAGAACUCGCCCUACGAUCAGCAGAACGCCCGCGCAGUCGCCGAGGACGAGCUCAUGGGGAGUGCGAAGGCUUCCGUGCUCAGUCUCGCCGGACUCUACGGCGCGGCGCGACAGCCCAAAGACUGGGUGGACCGCGUGGUGAAGACCAAAGAGGACCUCAGGAACAAGGGCGCCUUGCACGUCGUCCACGGCGUGGAUGUCGCCAGAGCCAUCGUCGCCCUCCACCGGAACUUCACGCCCGGCAAGCGCUGGCUUCUGUGCGACAUGCACGUCUACGACUGGUGGGACUUGGUGCAGGACUGGGCGAUCCAGACCCUGCACGCCGCCGAGUACGGCCAGCCUGGAAUCGUGUCCGAGGCCAAGGCUAUGCGGCAGAAGGAACUGCUUUCUUGGGUCGGUGAACUGAUGAUGGAGGAAGGCGUACGCGCUCUGCCAAGGGACACGGCGUCCGUCGGCCGCAGGCUGGACGGGAGGGGCUUCUGGCACAAGAUGGGCAUAUGGCCGUCGCAAGGGCGCAUCAGAUAG